Aureobasidium namibiae CBS 147.97 is the source of this 774-nucleotide messenger RNA. RefSeq lists its product as uncharacterized. The transcript has a single exon. Bases 1 to 774 code for a protein of 257 amino acids. The record is from RefSeq and is a predicted model, not a curated record. NCBI's taxonomy places the organism in Eukaryota, Fungi, Ascomycota, Dothideomycetes, Dothideales, Saccotheciaceae.
AUGGGCGACACACGUCAACGUGAUCGCGGCUACGACAGUGCAUCAGACGAUAGCUACGACCAACGACCACGACGAAGAAGAGACGAACGAGACCAAAGAUAUCAGCGUGACGACCGCGGCGACAGGAGAUUGCGACAACAAAACAAUCGCGAGGAUGAACGACCACGCCGUCUCUCACCUCCAGGACAAAGCUAUCAUCCUCGCGCCGUAGACCCAACAUAUGUACCAUACCAAUCUUCAAAUGCGCGGCCAAGAGACACCGCACCACCUGCUCCCCAAUACUACGACACUUCACCACGACCCCCCUCUCGUGAUAACUACACACCCGCAUCUUCAAAUCGCGGUGGCCCCCAAGAAAUGGCACGGUACUCACGAGCCCAAGACCGCUCGUCCUCUCAUUCCCGCUCACGAAGACAUCGCCGCCACUCCUCCUCGUCCUCACGUUCCCGCUCUCACUCCGCAGGUCGCGAUUUCCACGACAGCCCCCUGAUGGCCCUCGACAGCAGUACCCUAGGUCUGGGAGCCGGUCUCGCAGGUGCCCUCCUCGGCGGCUACAUCGGCCGCGAAACCAGCGAGCGCCAUCAAAAUCGAGGCGCGGCUCUAGGAGCCAUACUCGGCGGCAUCGGCGCUAACAUCCUGGAAAACAGAGUUAGAAUCUAUAGGGACGAAAUGAAAGAAGAGCAGAGGGAGGCCAGGGAGAAGUGGGAUGCGAAGCACAAGGAAACCAGGAAAGAGAGGCGAGGAAGGAGGAUGGAGUCGCCGCAGAGGUGGUAG